Molecule: messenger RNA, 5376 nt
Organism: Pelobates cultripes (western spadefoot toad)
Lineage: Eukaryota; Metazoa; Chordata; Amphibia; Anura; Pelobatidae
Source: the annotation of a GenBank genome assembly
CCCAGCUAUCCAUUCACCGUUCGAUCUUUGGUGACGUCAACAACCACUUUAAGGGUAACCGGAAGUAGCCGCUCAGAACGUUUCGACAUGGCGGAGUACCAGGGUGUGCAGAAAGGAGCGCUCAAACUGAAAGGCAUCGGGGACAUCAGUCUGGGAAAGAAGUAAGAAUAACCCCCACACCUUUUAUCUCUCUCCGCUGGUGGUUUUAUUGCUAUUUCUGCCGAGUGGUAAUCAGUUCAUGUCUGUAGCUGUGCUGGCUCUCCCAGUGCCGGAUGUAAACAUUGCCAGAUGGUCAUGGGACUCACCUGGACCAUAUAUCAUACUGCUUUCUAGAAGGAAAACGAAGUUUGGAUGCACCCACGUCCUGUGUUCUUAUAAAACAAAGUAGUUAAAUGGGCUGAGUCUCAUGGAUUCUAACGCAAUUAGUUAUUAUAUAAUAUUAUAAUAAUUAUUACUUAAUGUCUGACUUAAUAACUGGAUAAUAUUUGAUUCAAUUUCAAAGUGUGAAUAAAUAAUAAUAAAAAAAAAAUUUAAAUACACCCAUUGUAUUCCUUUGAGUAUAAAUUACUUCCUGGUUCUAUUUUCAUGCAAUCAAAUUGGGUUUCUGUACAAAACCUUGACUAUUGAGCGAUUGGCAAUGGGAUUUAAUUUCUAAAACAAAAGAGGUGAACUGGAUACAACUUCAAAACUUUUUUUCUUUUUUUUCCAGAUCAACUAUAUUUAAAAAACAAAAAUUGCAAAUUUGCCAUUUUAUUUUUUUUGUUUUUAUUUUUCUUGGUUUGUUUAGAAACUCCCAAUGUGGUCGUUUUAAAGUCUUGCUGUUUCUUGAACUGUAGACCAGGUUGUUGCAGUAUAGCCAGUCAAGUAAUUUUUGAAUCAAUUUGCGCACCCACAUGCAUACUCCUACUUUGCUAAGUAAAUUUAAAAUAGGUUUCAAAUAGAGCUGUUUUUUUGUUUUGGCUUACUUUGCUUACCUAUGUCUCAUAUUAUAAAACGUACAUUUUGCAGGAAGAAAAAGAAAGACAAAGAUAAAAACAAGAUAGUACAACAGAUGAUGAUGCAAACUAAUAACAAAAAUGAAGACGAGAAGAAAAAACCAUCUCUGGACAAAAGAACCCCAGCUCAACUAGCGUUUGAAAAAAUGCAAGAGAAAAGAGUAAGACAAUGCAAAAACUCAGAGAGAAUGUAUGCUGCUAAUUACUCAUGCAUGUCUAUGUAAUUUUUAUGACGGUUCAAGCUGGUACAUCAUAUUUUAGUUCUGAAUAGGUUUAACUCGAAAACACAUUAGUUAAAAUUGCUUUCCUGAUUUGUGCUGGAAUCCUGUUACUUAUGCAUCCACCCUGUCUUGUAUGACUGAAGUGUCUUCAAUGAGGGAUGUGCAGUGGUAUUUAGGUGCCCCUAAUAUACAAUAAGAAACGAAGGGGUGGGAGCAGGGUCUUAUGGGCCAUGUAUUGCACUCUUUUUGCAAAUAAUAUUGACCCCAGGAAUGGCUUUUUGUGUGUGUGUGUGUGUGUGUAUGUAUGUGUGUGUGUGUGUGUGUGUGUGUGUAUAUAUAUAUAUAUAUAUAAUGUUCAUAUUUAGUCUAUGGUGUCACUGUAACACAUUUUUUUUUUUUUUUUCCCCUGUAGCUCUAUCACAGUAUGUGAAUACAUUGUGUCUGUUUGUUCUCUAGCUUAAAGGGACACUAUAGUGUCAGGACUAUAGUACCCUGAGGGUGCCCCCACCCUGAGGGUUCCCCUCCCGCGUUAAAACCCCUUCAGUUGGGCUCCCUUACCUCUCCUCCCCCGCCGAUGUCACCGGCGCCGCAUGCGCGGCGCAUUCAAAGUGUCCGUAAGAGAGAAUUUUUCAAUGCUUUCCUAUGGACGCUCUGCGUGAUUGAGGCAUAAUAUGCCUCAAUCGUUGCCGAUGCGCCUCUAGUGGCUGUCCGGAAGACAGCCAAUCGAGGCUGGCUUAACCCCAGAUGUAAACAUAGCAGUUUCUCAGAAACUGUUAUGUUUACAUCAGGCAGGGUUAACCCUAGAGGGACCUGACACCCAGACCACUUCAUUGAGCUGAAGUGGUCUGGGUGACUAUAGUGUCCCUUUAAAGAAGCACUUUAGGCACCAUAAGCCUCCACACUCCCAAUCCCAUUUUAAGGCGUCAAAUUGUUUAACCUACACUACCAUGGCUAGAUUAAAGAAAGUUCCUGAUCAUUUGCUCAGUAAACCCAGAUUAGAAAUUAAACCAUCCAAAAACUGCUUGAUUGCUUACAAUGAAUAAAAAUGAGUAAAACCUUUUAGCAUGCUGGCUGGUGAACAACUGUCACCGCUUUAGUAUAUGAUAAGAUCCUUCAGCCAUCUACACGCACCUUUGCUCAAAUAGUGUUUGAAAACAAUCUGUUUGCAGUGAACGAAGCACAGAAAACUAUGGUGACCCCUGUUUUUAUUUUUUUUUUACUUUGCCAAAUGUUUAAGAAGUCACUGUUGUCCCACUUGGAAUAAAAAUCUGAUGGAGUGAUUUUUUUUUUUUUUUUUCUCUACAGCAAAUGGAGAGGAUAUUAAAAAAAGCAUCCAAAACCCACAAGCAAAGGGUAGAGGUGAGUGAAUUUUUUUUAUUUAUUGUGCAUAAGGAAAGGAUCUUGAUAUUAUGUUUUUUUUUUUUUUUUUAAAGGGGUACGCACUGUAACAAUUCUAUCUUAUUGAAUUGGUUAGAGUUCCUUGAGUCCCCUGUCACUGACCCUCUAUUCAAUGUUAAACCAUUUGUAAGCAGUUUAAAACUGAAUGACUGUCCCUGGCUUUCCAUAGCCCUCCCAUUAAAGGUCUUGCCAAGGCAGAGAUUGCACUAUUCCUUGUAGCCAGACCAUUUUAUAGCAGCAAUGGCACUGUGAUAGACUGAAUGUGUUCAGUGGAUAUCGGUGCCGACUUUAAUAUUGAUUGGACCCUGGACAAGCAUUUGCUAGGGCACUUUGGACCAUGCACCAUCUUUGUCAUGCAAUCACGACCUCCGCUCCCAAAUGCAGUGGCGGAACUAAAGUAGAGGACCCUGGUGCAAGAAUUGUUUUGGACCCUCCCAAUCGCAAGGGUGGCCAAAAGAUAAAUCCCCAUCUGUCCGGAAACUCUAACAAUACUCUACCAUUUUCCUAUGCCUGCAAGGUUGUAUUUGGCACUGUGCUGUGAAUACAGGUAGAUUUUAUUGCACCGUUUAAAAAGAAAAAAGAGAAAAAAGCAUGAACAGUAUGAGUAUUUCAUGAACAUUACAUUUAUGUGAAAUACUGAGAAGUGAAUGAAGCCACUUUAAACAACUGUGUUCAGACAGGUACUUUAUUGAUGAUGCUUUUCAAAACAUUAACCUUUUUUUUUUUUUCUUCCUUCCUAGGAUUUUAAUCGGCAUCUGGAUACCCUGACAGAGCAUUAUGAUAUUCCUAAAGUCAGCUGGACAAAAUAAUACAGUUUUUCUUUUUCUUUAUUUAUAGAACUUUGUUUUUUACUUGCUUGUAAUCUUUCUGGAUUAAGGCAGAAAGCCAGGAUGACCAGACACACAUUGUUAUUGUGUUCAUUAUGUUGCCACACUUGAUUGUAUAAAAUAUUCAGAUCAUCUAUUUUAAACAUAGAACCCCAUUUAUUUUAAACGUUUCUUUGACCUUUCAGUCAAUAAAGGUCUUUCCAGUGGUUUCUGCUGAAAACUGUUGUAUACUUUCUCUUGCUGGGACAGUGACCAGGUAUUGUAAGCUCUACAUGCCUGUGUAUUAACACAUUGAUUUUAUGAAUUUGUGCAAAAGUGAAAAGAAGCUAAAAGUGUAUAUAUAUAUAUAUAUAUGUAUAUAUAUAUUUGUUUUCCCCAAUCCAAGUUUGUAUUUACUGUCUUUUAUGCAUAAAAUGGUCAAAUUCAUAGUAAUCCUAAUAAGAGUUAAAGGGACAGCUUAAUGUAGUUGUUCUGGUGAGUAUAAUAGCUCCCUUCAGGCUUUUUUCAUGCAAACACUGCCUUUUCAGAGAAACGGCAGUGUUUACAUUGCCUCAAGGGACACCUCCAAGAAGCUACUCCUUAGAUGGCCACUGGAGGUGCUUCCUGGGUCACUGCUACCAAAAAAAGCAGUCCUGACGUUCAGCGUCCCCACGCUCAGCAUGGAGACGCUGAAUUUUCCUCCUGAUUGGCCAAAAUGGCAUUUGGCCUGCUCCCCUAGCAGAUUUUAGCCAAACCAAUGCUUUCCCACAGGGAAAGCAUUGGAUUGGACAAAAAAUGGCAAUUUUGAUGUCACAAAUGGGCUGGAGCCGGCGGACCCACGCUCCGCUGGAAAUAAGGGGAGUUUUAAACUUUUUUUUAUAGGGGGCUAAGGGUUGACAAGCCACCUAAAGGGUGGGUUAAACAUUAAAGGGUCAGGAAUAGAUGUUUGUUUUCGUUUAAGGUUCUGCAACUAAUGGGGGUUAGCCUUGCAGUCAAAGGGCAUUUUGUAUGGUAUUUUACACCGGGUUAUUCAUUAAAUAGUGUAAUUUGAAUUGCUUCUUACAGCACCAUCUUGUAAUUUAUGUAUCAAACCGCAACAUUUUUUUUAAAUUUUUUUUUAAAAAGCAGGUGAAUCUUCCAUCAAGUAAUUUUACAUUUUUAUUUUUUUUGAAUAUCAGAUUAAAAAUAAUGUUGUAAUUUAGUGUUUUGGACUAAUUAAAGGCACCCUGAGAAUUUCAUCUAAUGGAAGUGGUCUGGGUGCGGUGUCUCUGCCCCCCUUGGGUUUAGAGAAGCUGCAAUGAUUACAUUGAAUUAUAUCUUGGAUUUGGCAAAACAGUAGUGAAUUUGGGCUUAUGUCUAACCAAAGUGCAUUCAGAACAUUCAACCCACUUCAAUAGCAUUUCAAUACCAUGUGCAUAAGCUACCAUGAGUGGGGCUCGACAGUAUUUCAGACCUACUCUUUUUGAGUGGAUUCACCCAUUGAACACAAUUGAAGAACUGCACACAUUUUAUGCUAGGAUUUUCCCAAGGUGUGACACAGACAGAGGUGGCAGAACCUCCAAUCCAGAGGCGAGCAAGCAGAAGAGGGUCAAGGAGCUCAAUGGUUAAUCAAAUGCUGCUUUUAUUAGAACUGAAAAGGUAAUGAUUUGGCUCAGAUGUUUGCUUUCUGUAACGCCAUAUGAGCUUGUUACAGACUCAUGUGAGUCAAAACGAGGCUGUGACAGUAGAUGGCCCGUCUGUCACGCGGGUGGACCUGCCUGAAAAGAGGGCAUGUCAUGCUGUGAAUGCACAGAAGGUGACUGACUGCCUGUCUGGUCACCCACAACAGAGCUGUCAAUGUUCUGAUAGUGUCACGAUAGCUGCAUGUAGGUCUGUACACAUAGAUAAUCCCAAAUAAUCCACAGAAGAAUGUAUAUGAAAAGAGUGCACAUUUAUUGAUUAAAAAAAAGUAUGUAU